Molecule: messenger RNA, 3861 nt
Organism: Plasmodium yoelii
Lineage: Eukaryota; Apicomplexa; Aconoidasida; Haemosporida; Plasmodiidae
Product: coatomer subunit beta
Exons: 3
Coding region: 1-3861 (1286 amino acids)
Biological process (GO): endoplasmic reticulum to Golgi vesicle-mediated transport; intra-Golgi vesicle-mediated transport; intracellular protein transport
Cellular component (GO): COPI vesicle coat; cytoplasm
Molecular function (GO): structural molecule activity
Source: RefSeq, a predicted model, not a curated record
AUGGGGACGUUAGAUCUUGAAAACAACUGCACUCUGUAUAUAUGUACAGACAAUUGUGAGAUUCCUUCAGUGAGUGAAAUACAGAAAAAGUUAGAAAGCCAAAAUGUAGACAAUAAAAUUGAAGGGAUGGAAAAUCUUAUUUUUAAUAUAAUACAAGGAGAACCAUAUGGGAACCUACUAAUGUAUGUUAUUCGAUUUAUAGUACCACAUAAAGAUCAUAGAUUAAAAAAAAUGUGUCAUAUAUUUUUUGAGGUUGUAGAUAAAUGUAACAAUGAUGGAAAUUUAAAAGAAGAAAUGAUAUUAGUAUGUAAUGCUUUGAGAAACGAUUUAAUAUCACCAAAUGAAUAUGUGAGAGGAUCAACAUUACGAUUAUUAAGUAAAAUAAAAUAUUUAAAAAUUUUAGAUCCUUUAAUUGAAGCAAUUACAAAAAAUUUAAAUCAUUCACAUAGUUAUGUAAGAAAAAAUGCAAUUAGUUGUAUUCAUACAAUUAUUAAAAAUCAUGGAAUAGAUGUUAUACCAAAUGCAGUUAAAGAGGUCGAGAAAAUAUUAUUUUUAGAAACUGAUAUAUCUACAAAACGUAGUGCACUAUCUAUGUUAAUUGAUAUCGACCCAUUAACGACACUAAAAUAUAUUCUUUCAUUAAAUGAUCAAUUAUAUGAUACAGCAGAUGUUAUGUUGUUAGAAGUUAUUCAACUUUUUAAAAAAUUAUUUAUUCCUCAGAUUUUUGAUGAUUCAUGUUUAAAAAUAAAUGGAAAUAAAGAUAUGGAUGAUGAUAUAUGUAGUCAAUAUGAUUCAGAAAAAGAUGAUGAUUAUUGUGAAGAUGAUGAAAAUGAAUUUGAUUAUUCCCAAAAUGAUUUAUCUGGUUAUGCACAAAAUAGUAAUGAUAAUAAUAUAUUAAAUUUUAAAAGUGAAGAAAUUCGAUUUAAAAAUAAAAAAUUGAAUCAAAAUGAUUAUAUGCCAUAUAAAAAUAAUGUAAUAAAUAUUUUAUUAAAUAUGUUAAAUAAAAAUGUUAGUAAUAGUGUAUUAUAUGAAGGAUCAUGUUGUUUAUUAUAUAUUAGCAAUUCUACAAUAAGUGUUAAAACAGCAAGUGAAUGUUUUAUAAAAUUAUUAAUAAGUCAACAUGAUAAUAACAUAAAACUAAUAGUUAUUGAUAAAUUAUAUUACAUCAUGUGUAAAUGGAAACAUAUUCUUGGAAAUUAUAUAAUGGAUUUAUUGCGAAGUUUAAAUUUUCCAUCAAAAGACAUAAAAAUCAAAAUUUUAAAUUUAGUUUUACAUAUAUUAACAAAAAAAAAUGUACAUUUAGUUUUAAAUGUUAUUAAAAAAGAAUUAUUAAAACUAAACGAGGAAUUUAUUUAUAACUCAAAGGAGCUAAUAUCUCGAGGUAAUAUCCCCAAUAAUGAUCCGAAUAAAAUAGUUCCGAUAACAAAAGAUGAAGAACAUGGUGGAGGAUCUACAAAGGUUUCAAAUUUAGAAGGUUUUAAUAAUGCAUAUAAUAAUAACAACAUAUUAUCAAAUGUUAUUGAUUCUGGAAAUUAUAAAAAAAUUUUGAUUAAAUUUUUACAGCAUAUAUGUAAUAUGUAUACUACAGAUUGUAUAUGUAUAGUUGAUUUGCUUUUUAUUUAUGCAAAUACGCAAGAAAAAAAUAUAAAUUAUGAAUCAGCUAUUUGUAUAAAAAAGUUAGCAAAUAAUAGUGUAUUGCAAAAUAAUAUACUUGAGAAGAUUAUAGAAAAUAUGUUUGAAAUAAAAGAAACAACAAUAUUACGUAUAUUUUUAUGGAUAGUAGGUCAAUAUAUGAAUAAAAAUAAAAUGAUUUUAAAUUUUAUAAAUAUAUUAUAUGAACAAAUGUCUUAUUUUUUAAAUAAUAAUAUGGAAGAGUCAGAUGUUGUUAAUAAACUAUUUAACGAGAAAUUGAAAAAAAAUAAAUUUUUUAAUUAUAAUGAAAUAUCAAAUAAUAUUACAGAUAAUAAUACAACACCAUAUUUUCAAAACAUACAAACUAAAACUGUUAUUUUAGAAGAUGGUACAUAUGCUACUGAAGCUUUUGCAACUACCCCAAAUAAGAAUCCUAUAAAUUUAUCUGACUCAAAUAAAAAUGGUGCGAAAUUUUCUGCAAACAAUAAUUCGUCUUUAAAUCAAUUUUUAUAUAAUUUAUUUUGUGAAAACGAUGAUUUAUUAUUAUCCGUUUUAUGUGUGUGCAUAACAAAGUUGUAUCUUCGAUUACUAUCAAAUGCGGAUGACGUUUUUAAUUUUAUUCGCUUGGCGAGUAACAUUGACGAACAAAAAUGUGGGGAAAAAUGUGGGGGAAAAUGUGGGGAAAAAUGUGGGGGAAAAUGUGGGGAAAAAUGUGGGGGAAAAUGUGGGGAAAAAUGUGGGGGAAAAUGUGGGGAAAAAUGCGAAGAAAAACGUGAGGAAAAUCACGAACAAAAUUACGACCCCAACUUGAUGUUAAAAAACUUGAACGUGUUCAGAAAUAAGUCGAUUCACAUUUUGUCAAGCAUAAUAAAAUAUACAACCCAAAAAAAUAUAAAAUCUGUAACUAGCGUAUAUGAAAAUGACAGUAAUGUUAUAAGGAUAACACAAUGUCUUAACAUAUUUUUAAAACUAAAAGUGGGAAUCAAAAAUAUAGAUAAUGAAACGAAGAAAUUUAUAGAAACGUUUAUUAAUGGAGAUAAAUAUUAUCACGAUUUUAUAAAAAAGGAGGAAGAUAAAUAUUGUAGCUUAUAUGGAUCUAGUUCUAAAAAUUGUCGAAAAAUAGAAACUAUAGAAGAUGAUAAUAUAAAUAACGAAGAAGGUGACAAUAUAUCAUUAAUUAGUGACAACGAAAUGGAAAAUGUAGAUAGCAUAAUUAAUUUUAGAAUUUUAAAAGAAAACAAGAAUGUGUUAAAUAUGCUUGAUGAUGAAAUUGUAACAAAAAAUGAAAAUUUUGAACAAAUGAAGUUAAAAUAUUCCUUAAAAAAUGAUAUAUUAUAUGAUUAUAAUGAAUUUAAAUAUCCUAUUAUAAAUCAAGAUAAUUAUUCUUCAUUAUUUUUAUCUAAAUUGCAUAAAUCUCAACCAAUAACUAGUAUUGCUGAUGAUAUAUUUAUCGAAAUAUUCCCAAUAAUUUCAAGUAUAAAUUUAAUACUUGAAUUUUAUAUAUAUAACCAAUCAGGUAUAUAUUUACAAAAUAUAUUUAUUAAUUUAUCUACACAUAAUAAUUUAAAACCAAUAGAUAAAAUACCACAAUUUAAUUUAGCUCCAAAUGAAAAAAAAAAAUUCAGAACCACUAUAAAGGUUCAUACUACAGAAACAGGAACUAUUUUUGGAUAUGUUUUUUUCGAAAAAAAAAAUGAUCCUCAAAAAUAUUAUAUCGUUUUAAAUGAAAUCAACAUCAAUAUGAAUGACUAUAUUACCGCUUCUUUUGUAUCGUCUCACUUGUUCCGCAUUAUGUGGUCAGAGUUUGAAUGGGAAAACAAAAUUAAUGUCAACACGUCGAUUAGUGACGCCUUCGAAUUGCUGAAGCUAAUUAUAAAGCACACAAACAUGACAAUAGUGGAGAGGUUUAUGCCUUUAGAAUAUUAUGAACACGAAAUGAAAAAUGUAGGAGAGAAUGAAAAUAUAACUCCUAUAGAUGUAUACAUAUCUUAUAUUUCAACUUUAGAGGAUUUUAAAUCAUUAGUAAACAAUUCAGCUUUUUUUUCUGUGAAUUUAUUUUCCCGAAGUAUAUUUGGAGAAGAUUCUUUGGCUAACUUUUCCGUUCAGAAAAAUUCAGAUGGAAAAUUAACAGGGAGUAUACGCGUUCGAAGUAGAACCCAGGGCAUAGCACUUAGCUUAGGAGACAAGAUAACGUUGAUACAAUCUGGAAUAAAUACUGAAUUGCAAUAA